AAAAAGAGGCUGAGUGGAGUAUUUAGCUCUAGCAGCCUAAUUUCUCUCACUAGGGUUUUUGCUGGGUUUUCAAAAUUUCACGAAGAUUUACAAGUUAGGAAUGGGUAACAAGAAGAAGGCUGCGGCAACCUUCAUUCGUCUUGUCUCAACUGCUGGGACUGGGUUCUUUUACGUUAAGAGGAAGCCAACUAAGAUGACUGAGAAGCUGGAGUUUCGGAAAUUUGACCCUCGAGUGAAUCGUCACGUUCUGUUUAAGGAAGCAAAAAUGAAGUGAGAGGCCCAUAGUGUGGCAGGUGUAUGCAUUCUCAUAUACUAUGUUGGACCAAUCUUCCUUUUUUGUUUUUAUUUUUACUUAUUUUUGGGUAGACAAUACGUGAAUUAAAGUGGGCUAAAUAAGUAUGACAAUUGUUGUUGUUGAUGCUAAUCUGCAGUAUAUGUUCCCUCAAACCCCUCUCUCCCUCUCUCAAUGUCAUUUGUGUUAUCUUUUGAUGGUGAUUUCAAAGACAGUCCUUGGUUUUAAAUAGUGAUAAUCUUCAUGAA
This is a messenger RNA of Quercus lobata, 540 nucleotides long. RefSeq names its product Ribosomal protein L33 family protein. Gene Ontology annotation, biological process: translation. Gene Ontology annotation, cellular component: large ribosomal subunit; ribosome. The transcript has 2 exons. The coding region runs from base 101 to 274 and encodes 57 amino acids. The record is from RefSeq and is a predicted model, not a curated record. Lineage: Eukaryota; Viridiplantae; Streptophyta; Magnoliopsida; Fagales; Fagaceae. Gene Ontology annotation, molecular function: structural constituent of ribosome.